Cannabis sativa is the source of this 1365-nucleotide messenger RNA. Its product is annotated as B-box zinc finger protein 20. Gene Ontology annotation, cellular component: nucleus. The coding region runs from base 173 to 1108 and encodes 311 amino acids. The transcript is spliced from 3 exons. The record is from RefSeq and is a predicted model, not a curated record. Gene Ontology annotation, biological process: regulation of DNA-templated transcription; photomorphogenesis. Gene Ontology annotation, molecular function: zinc ion binding. Lineage: Eukaryota; Viridiplantae; Streptophyta; Magnoliopsida; Rosales; Cannabaceae.
GCGCUUAUUUAGUUUAACCGAAGUGAACAGAGUAAAUUUGUAAUAUUUGUAUUUAUUCUCUUUACUCACGCUCGUUCUCUCUUUUCUCUCUCUCUCUCUCUCACUCUCUGACCCCAUCUUCCUUUCUCUCUCUCUCGCUCUGACUGAACCCACCCAAGAAAAGAAAAAAAGAAUGAAGAUCCAGUGCGAUGUAUGUACCAAAAAUGAUGCCUCAGUUUACUGCACCGCCGAUGAGGCUGCUCUAUGCGAUACUUGCGACCACCACGUCCACCAUGCCAAUAAGCUUGCGUCUAAACACCAACGUUUCUCUCUUCUCCACCCUUGUUCCAAACAAAUCCCCCUCUGUGAUAUUUGUCAGGAGAAAAGAGCUUUCUUGUUCUGUCAACAAGACAGGGCGAUUCUAUGCAGAGAGUGUGACUAUCCGAUUCACGCAGCGAACGAGCACACCCAGAAGCAUAAUAGGUAUCUUCUAACUGGGGUUAAGCUCUCUAUUACUUCUAAGCUCUACGAAUCUUCUCCCACAAACGCCGUUUCCGAUUCUCUUUCUUGCCCAAACACCACCACUCAGUGCUCCUCCGUCAAAAAAUCCUUCACUUCCGUUUCGCCUCCAAUUCCAAACCCAACAAAUAAUAAUAAUAAUAAUUAUAAUUCAUUACCAAAGACUAGCUCAACAACUUCCACAAACGGUGAUGUGGGCACUGGUACGGCUUUAACAAGCAGCAUAUCAGAGUACUUGAUAGAGACCCUGCCAGGCUGGCACGUCGAAGAUUUUCUCGAUUCUUCCUCAGCCGCUUUCGGUUUCUCUAAGGGUGAUACUGGAUUAGUAUCACAGUUUUGGGAUUGUGAUAUGGAAAACAACCAGCUGGGUUCGCAGAAUACUGGGCUUUGGGUCCCUCAAGCACCAGCUCCUUCUUCCUCUUCCAUGUACAACUACAACAACAACAACAACAACAACCACCGCCUUUCAGAGAUAAAGGAGGCUACAAAUAUCAAAACCAACGCUGCCACUAAAAGGUGGGCCGACGAUGCUUUUACAGUCCCCCAAAUCAAUCUUUCCUAUAGCAACAAUAAUGGCGGUUCCACCAAGAGAUCCAGGCAACUUUGGUAAUUCCAGGCUAUCUAUACUCUUCUCUUUUGGGACUAUAACUAGAGAAGAACACGAAGAAGGCCUCUCUAUUUUCUUACUGUACUAAUUUUAUUUGCUUUCGAGUUUGACUUUUUUUUCUGUUUUUUUUUUUUUGUUUUUCUUCUGAGAGUAUUUGGGUUUGUGAUUGUGUGUUUUUUAGAUUCUCAUGAACCUGGUCUCUUUCGCUGUCUGAAAUACAAAGAUCGUUGUAUGUAAAUAUGAAUUUAUUUUUUUUCCAA